GUGGGCAUGGUGCUGGAUUUCGAUGGUCCAAGGCAAAAGAUGGUAGAAUUUUAGAGGUCGAGAUGGCCACGCAGAAACCCGGCGAGUGGGUUCAGGCCCUCAUCACUCGCUUCGAUGCCCAGUUGCCCAUCAAGACUGGUUCCCACACAACUCAGUCCAUACAGAAUGUGGAGCAGAACAAGGAAUGUCUGAUCAACGUCAGCAAACACAAGUUUUCAUUGGUCAUCAAUGGACUUACCAAGACCCUGCAGUCCAUUGACAGCACGAAAAUCCAUGGACCGGAGGCUGAGAGGAAUUACUACGAGUCGCAGCUGAUCAUUUUAGACACCUUAGAACAGGUGUUAAAUUCGCAACCAAAAGACACAUCCCGAUAUGAAGAAGCAUUAAAUGUGAAGCUCUUAUUACCAGAGAUGUGUAAGUUUCUGAACAACAACAUUGACAACCCCCUUAACCCCCACCUCAAGGCUUUGGCCUCCAAGGUGCUGUUUGCACUCAGCCUCAACAACUUUACUGCUGUCUUCAACAGGAUCUCAGCAAGGUUGGCUACCCUGUCCUCUGCCAGUGAAGACCUCCCUGAUAUGUCUGACCUUGACCUUAUUCAGCACAUUAAUGUAGACUGCGCCCGACUAACUAAACUGCUCAAUGAAUGUGUACACAAACUGAAGUCCCUGAAACCAAUUAAACAAGUUCUCUUCUGCCUUGCUUAUAAUUUAGAAAGGGCGAUCUGGAACUGGAUGGAUAAUUUCCCUGAAGAAUUUGGAGAGCUUCAAAAACGACCAAAUGAAGAACUACAAGAAUGCUGUGACAAGCUGUUUGAAAUUUUCAACAGCUUUGCUGAGAAUUCCAAGAAGAAGGCAGCUGUGUGGCCAUUUCAGAUGAUGUUGCUAAUUUUGUGCCCGAAAAUCCUUGAAGAAAUCAACAAUGCUGAAAAUGGCGCCCCAUGUUCACCGCAGCACCUGAAAAAAAAACAUUUUAUAGACGAGGUGAGAAAAGCGAUAUCGCCACAUCAUGGGGGCUCCAAACAGCUGAUAGAGGGUGCUGCUGUCACCUGCGUGCGUCUUUGUAAAGCCUCGUCUUAUAUUGAUCAGAAGGACAGACUGAACGUUCUCUUUUAUCUAGUCCAAACUGUCAUUCAAGAUUUAAAAACCAACCUAUUUAACCCCACUCCUGGGAAGCCGUUCUCAAAGAGCCAGGGGGUGGGACAGGACUUGGACCUGGUCAUCGACUGUUUUGUCUCGUGUUUCCGCAUCACCCCCCAUAACAAUGACGUCCUCAAAGUCUGCCUUCAUCCCUCUUCUCCACCUUAUUAUCAUUAUGUGCUGGUCAAUGCCCUCUUCAGGAUCAUAACGCAGCCGAGAUUGCCAUGGUGGCCACAGAUAACUAUCAUUUACGGAAAAGCGGCUGAGUUACGGAGCAUGUUUACAGAGACGCUCAAUAAGGUCACACCCGGCUACUUCACACAACAACAACACAACAUUUACAAGAUGCAACAGAGUAUAUCGAGAGUGACUCGCCUCAAACUAACCAAAGCCACAGAGGAAUCUGUGAAUUACAAAGAUCUCUUACUGUGGAUAGUUCGUCUCAUCCAUGCUGACCCGUACCUCAUGUUACAUAACCCUGGAAAACAUGGACAUGAGAUUCAGAGCAGUACGUUAGAGCUGAUUAACGGCCUUGUCUCCCUUGUUCAUCAGCAAACCAUGCCAGAGAUCGCUCAGGAGGCUAUGGAGGCCUUGCUGUGUCUGCACCAGCCUGACAACAUAGAGCUGUGGAACCCAGAAGCUCCUAUCACAACCUUCUGGGAUGUCAGCAGUAACUCAUGUGCAGAAACUCAUGUGGCUUGCUGUGACAUUGAGGCUGAGGCCAUCAUUUUGAUGGCUUGCUGUGACAAUGAGGCUGAGGCCAUCAUUGUGGUGGCUUGCUGUGACAGUGAGACUGAGGCCAUUAUUGUGGUGGCUUGCUGUGGCAGUGAGGCUGAGGCCAUUAUUAUGGUGGUCUGCUGUGACAGUGAGGCUGAGGCCCUUAUUGUGGUGGCUUGCUGUGACAGGCUGAAGCCAUUAUUGUGUGAGGCUGAGGCCAUCAUUGUGGUGGCUUGCUGUGACAGUGAGGUCGAGGCCAUCAUUGUGGUGGCUUGCUGUGACAGUGAGACUGAGGCCAUUAUUGUGGUGGCUUGCUGUGACAAUGAGGCUGAGACCCGUAUUGUGGUGGCUUGCUUUGACAGUGAGGUUGAGGCUGAGGCCCUUAUUGUGGUGGCUUGCUGUGACAGUGAGGCUGAGGCCAUCAUUUUGAUGGCUUGCUGUGACAAUGAGGCUGAGGCCAUCGUUGUGGUGGCUUGCUGUGACAGUGAGACUGAGGCCAUUAUUGUGGUGGCUUGCUGUGACAAUGAGGCUGAGACCCGUAUUGUGGUGGCUUGCUUUGACAGUGAGGGUGAGGCCCUUAUUGUGAUGGCUUGCUGUGACAGUGAGGCUGAGGCCCUUAUUGUGGUGGCUUGCUGUGACAGUGAGGCUGAGGCCAUCAUUGUGGUGGCUUGCUGUGACAAUGAGGCUGAGGCCAUUAUUGUGGUGACUUGCUGUGACAGUGAGACUGAGGCCAUUAUUGUGGUGGCUUGCUGUGACAGUGAGGCUGAGGCCAUCAUUGUGAAGCACAAGGAAUAUGCCAAUGUGGGCAGUAAUAUUGCAGUUUGCCAGGCUCACAUCAAACUGGAGGUUGUGUUUUUCAUGUACCUGUGGAGUAUCGAUAUUGAUGCGGUGCUGACAGCCAUGUCCUGUUUCCACUUACUCUGCGAGGAGGCUGACAUUCGCUGUGGCGCUGACGAGAUGGCUGUUACACAGAUCCUGCCCAACUACAACGUCUACACGGAGUUAGCAGCAGCCAGCACCGUUCUCACCACAGGUCGAGCAGCACUGCAGAAGAGGAUCAUGGUAUUGCUUCGUAAAAUUGACCAUUCCACACAAGGCAAUAUGCAUGCCUGGGAAGAUACAUUCAGGAACUGGGAAAGGCUUACAAAGAUUUUAGAAACGUACCCCAAGUGUAAGGUAGAGGACGGUGGGAAUGUAGUGACAGACUCGUCGCGGUUUCGGCGCAAACCGCCGCACCACGCCACUACGGAGCAUGAGUUAGAGGACCAGUCAAAUGAGUGGGCUAACAUGACUGGGUUUCUGUGUGCGCUGGGCAGUGUGUGUUUACAGAACAAGGCACAUAGGUCCAGCAUGUUCUCGCUGUCGUCUUCCUCGACCUUUGACGUGAGAAAGAGUAGCUUGAUGCAGAGUUGUGCAGGAGAGUCCACGUAUUGCCCAGUCACACAAUUUCUGGGAAUCCUGCUAAAACUACUGGUGUGUCAAAAUGAGAAGUUUGGGGCUCAGAUCCAGAAGCAUGUCAAGGAGUUGGUCGGUCAUGAGCUUAACCCAGCUGUCUACCCUAUACUGUUUGAACAGAUCAAAGUCUGUGUGGAUAAGUUCUUUGAUGCCAGUGGACAGGUAACUGUAACAGAGCUGAAUACUCAGUUCAUAGAGAACAUCAUCUUCAUCAUGAAGAAUAUUCUGGAGAAUAAGCAGGAACAGCCAUGUGAAUACCUAGGUGUGACCAGUAUAGAAACACUCAUGCUGAACAUUGUCAGAUAUGUUCGACACCUUGAUUCUACGGCGCAUGACAUCACAAUUAAGACCAAACUGUGCCAGCUAGUGGAAGCGAUGAUGCAUCGCCGAGAUGACCUCACAUUUCGUCAAGAGAUGAAAUUCCGUAACAAGCUGGUAGAGUACUUGACUGACUGGAUAAUGGGAAACUCUCACCAGGUUAACAUCCAGGGGGACAUCUCUGUAAUGUCACGUGACCUUGACCAGGCAAGUAUGGAGGCUGUAGCUGCACUGUUAGCAGGACUACCACUCCAGCCAGAGGAGAGUGACCGUGGGGACCUGAUGGAGGCCAAGUCACAGCUCUUCCUCAAAUACCUGACAUUGUUCAUGAACCUUCUGAAUGACUGUUCUGAGGAAGAACAAGACAAAGCCAUGGACCCGACCCGCAAGCGCAGCAUCUCCAACCUGAGCGCGCUGCGCAACUGCACGGUGCAGGCCAUGUCUAACCUGCUCAACGCCAACAUUGACAGUGGUCUCAUGCACUCCAUAGCCUUGGGUUACCAUAAAGACCCACAGACCCGGGCUGCUUUCAUGGAGGUGCUGACAAAGAUUCUCCAGCAGGGGACCGAGUUUGAGACACUUGCAGAGACUGCACUAGCUGACCGGUUUGAGAGACUUGUUGAGCUAGUGACCAUGAUUGGGGACAAAGGAGAGCUCCCCAUAGCCAUGGCAUUGGCCAGUGUCGUCUCUUUCAAUCAAGUGGAUGAACUGGCACGUGUGUUCGUGAACCUGUUUGAUGCCAAACAUCUCCUCUACCAGCUGCUGUGGAAUAUGUUCUCUAAAGAGGUGGAGAUUGCAGACUGCAUGCAGACUCUAUUCCGAGGUAACAGUCUAGCCAGUAAGAUCAUGGCCUACUGUUUCCGGUACUACGGGCAGGGCUACCUCAGAGAACUUCUUAAACCCCUGAUCAUGGAGAUGUUCCAGCAGGACAAGGCGCCAGAGAGGAUUAUCUCGUAUGAAAUCGAUCCUGCCAGGAUUGAUUCUGAUGAAGACAUCGAGAAGAACAAAAUGAACCUGAUGAUCAUCACUCAGAAAGUGUUUAAUGUCAUCGUAGCCUCGGCUAAACAGUUUCCCCCCAAAUUGCGCAGCAUGUGCCAUUGUCUCUAUCAAGUGGUCACACAACGAUUCCAGCAGAGUUCCUUCGAUGCCGUUUGGACGGUCAUCGGCACAGUCAUCUUUUUGCGCUACAUCAACCCAGCCAUAGUCUCUCCCCUGGAAUCGGGAAUUAUUGAUGAGGAGCCGACGCCGCGUGUGAAGCGCGGACUGAUGCUUAUGUGUAAGAUCAUGCAGAACAUUGCAAACCACCUGCUCUUUAGUAAGGAACAACACAUGAGAGCCUUCAAUGACUUCCUGAAAACCAACUUUGAGUCUGGCCGGAAGUUUUUCAUGGAGAUCGUGUCAGACUGUGAGACGGUAGAUGCGGGAAAUCACAGCCUCUCUUUCAUCAACGCCAUCCAUGAUGCUAACGUCCUGGCGCUGCAUCGUCUGCUGUGGAACAAUCAGGAGAAAAUUGGAGACUAUCUGUCUAGUAGUCGGGACCACAAAGCGGUUGGCCGUCGGCCGUUUGACAAGAUGGCUACCCUGCUGGCGUACCUAGGACCCCCAGAGCACAGGCCUUUAGAUUCUCAUGUAUUGAUUUUGUGUACUUUUUUGCACAGCAUGGACAUGACAAGUACCAAGUUUGAAGAGAUUAUGUCCAAACACCACAUGCACGAGAAGGACGAGUUCAAGUCCUUGAAGAAUCUCCACAUUUUUUACCAGGCAGGGACGAGCAAGGAGGGCAGGCCUGUCUUCUACUACAUCGCACGCAAAUACAAAGUGGGAGAGAUUAAUGGAGACCUGCUGAUCUACCACGUGCUACUGACGCUUAAGCCGUUCUACCACAAACCGUUUGAACUGGUGAUAGACUUCACCCACACCUGCUCCGACAACAGAUUUAGGACGGACUUUCUGUCCAAGUGGUUUGUUGUCAUGCCUGAGAAUGUGUACCAGAACAUAAUGGCAGCCUACAUUUACAACUGUAACUCCUGGGUGAGGGAGUACACCAAGUAUCAUGACAGGAUCCUCGCCCCUCUCAGAAACAACCGCAAGCUUACUUUCAUUGACCACCCAGCACGGCUGAAUGAGUACAUUGACAUAGACCAACAGAAGUUGCCAGGGGCAACAGUGUCUUUGGAAGAAGACCUAAAAGUUUUUAAUAAUGCCCUGAAACUCUCCCACAAAGAUACAAAAGUGGCCAUCAAGGUAGGCCCCAGUGCUAUUCAGGUGACUUCCUCAGAGAAAAGCAAGGUUCUGGGCCACCAAGUUUUGCUCAAUGAUGUCUACUACGCUUCCGAGAUAGAAGAGGUGUGUUUGGUGGAUGACAAUCAGCUGACACUGACGAUAGCCAAUGAGAGUGGCCCUCUCUCCUUCAUCCACAACGACUGUGAGAGCAUUGUGCAGGCUGUCAUACAUAUCCGCACCCGCUGGGAGCUCUCACAACCCGACAGUUUUACAGUUCAUACGAAAAUAAGGCCAAAAGAUGUACCUGGUACAUUGCUGAAUGUGGCACUGCUGAACUUGGGGAGCUCAGACCCCAGCUUACGAUCAGCUGCAUAUAACUUACUGUGUGCCCUGACCCAGACCUUUGACCUUAAGAUUGAAGGUCAGCUGCUGGAAACUACAGGAUUGUGUAUUCCUGCGAACAACACAAUCUUCAUCAAGUCUAUAGGUGAGAAGCUGGCUGCUAACGAACCCCACCUGACACUUGAGUUUCUGGAGGAGUGUAUACAAGGCUUUGGCAACUCUAACAUUGAGAUGAAACAUCUGUGUCUGGAGUAUAUGACACCAUGGCUUCCCAAUCUCACCAGGUUUUGCAAACAAUCCGAUGAAAACAAGAAACAGAAAGUUGCCCUGAUUUUGGAGAAGUUGAUCACCAUGACAAUAGAAGAAGUGGAGAUGUACCCAUCUAUCCAGGCCAAGAUCUGGGGAAACAUUGGACAAGUGGCAGACUUACUUGAUGUGGUUCUGGAUAGUUUUAUUAAGAGAAGUGUGACUGGAGGCUUGGGAUCAAUACAAGCAGAAAUCAUGGCCGACACAGCUGUGGCCUUGACCUCUGCUAAUGUGCAGCUUGUGUCACGGAAGGUCAUAGGUCGUCUGUGUCGGUUGAUUGACAAGACAUGUAUGUCGCCCACCCCUACCCUGGAACAGCACCUCAUGUGGAAUGACAUUGCUAUCCUAGCUCGAUACCUCCUCAUGCUGUCCUUCAACAACUCAUUAGAUGUGGCGAGUCACCUACCAUUCCUGUUCCACAUCGUGACCCUGCUAGUGUGUACGGGACCCCUCUCCCUCAGGGCCUCCACCCAUGGGCUGGUCAUCAACAUCAUCCACUCCCUGUGUACCUGUAGUCAGCUACAUAUUGGAGAGGAUGUAUUAAAAGUCCUGAAGAUGAGCCUAACUGAGUUCUCACUGCCAAAGUUCUACCAGUUGUUUGGCAUUAGUAAGGUCAAGUCUGCUGCGGUCAGUGCAUUCCGCACAAGCUAUCGUCCUGGUGACCGAUCCUUCACAAUGGCACCACCUGAACAUGAAAAGAUGUCACUGGCUUCAUUAGAGGUCAUCACAGAUGCAUUGCUAGAAAUCAUGGAGGCCUGUAUGAAGGACAUUCCUAACUGUGAGUGGUUACAGCAGUGGACUGAUCUAGCCCGCAGGUUUGCCUUCCAGUACAACCCGGCUCUUCAGCCUCGAGCUAUCAUCGUGUUUGGCUGCAUUAGCAAGAGUGUCACAGAUUCUGAGAUCAAACAGCUUCUCAGGAACAUGAUGAAGGCUCUAGAGUCGUGCAGUGACAUUACCCUGAUAGAGUCCAUUGUCAUGUGUCUGACCAGAUUGCAGCCAUUACUGCACCCCAGCUCAGCAAUCCACAAGUUCCUGUUCUGGGUGGCCAUCUCUGUGGUACAACUGGAUGACGUGACCCUCUACACGGCCGGCCUGGCCUUGCUGGAACAAAACCUCCACACGCUCGACAACAUGGGGCUGUUCGAGAAGCAGUCCUUGGAAUCAAUCAUGAUGGAAACGAGAGAACCACUGGAAUGGCAUUUUAAACAACUCGAUCACUCAAUGGGACUCAGCUUUAAAAACAACUUUAACUUUGCUCUAGUGGGUCACCUGCUCAAAGGCUUCCGUCACCCAUCGCCAACAACCCUGUCUCGCUCUGUGCGCAUUCUGAACCAGCUUCUCACCAUCACUGUUAAACCAUCCAACAGAGACAAGUUUGAGAUUCAUCCAGACACAGUUUCAUAUCUUGCUGCGCUGGUAUCGGUGUCAGAAGAGGUCAGAGGUCGUUGCCGCUUACGUCACCAGACCAGCCAGUACACCAUGACAGAGUCGCCUUCCAAUGACAGUAUUAGUGCAGAGCUGUGUCAGCCUCCUGCAGGGCCCGUCCUGGUCAGCCCAGGGGCCCCCUCAGUGCAGCUAUUGGCGGUGUCGCCCGGCCAGUCAUCCCCACCGCAGCCUCAGUCCUCCCCUCUCCCCUCCCCCCAGCCCACGGGCACCCAGACAGGCCCCCCCAUGAUGUCAACACGCUCCAAACAGAAAAGCUGGGACCAGUUAGACCAGACGGCUGUUCAUGCUGCCAGGAUGCAGAAAAAUACCCACAUCACACAGUCACAGCAACUGAGCACAACAGCCAGUCCCAAAGUGUGGAGGAGUCUAGACCUUGAUCUCAACUCCAAGCACCCGUUGUUCAACACCCGCAGUAGCUCCAUGCCUACGCCGGGUACUAAGAAAGCCAUGGAGACAAAGUCAAGUCUGUCCCAGGUGCGGGCGGCGCGGGGGUCUGUCUCCAACGAGAACAACGUCCUACUAGACCCCGAGAUUCUGACUGAUUACCCCACACAAGCACUAGUUCUCACAGUUCUGGCAACUCUCGUGCGAAACACGACAGAUGAGAACGAGGUGCGGAUACUUUACGAGUAUCUAGCUGAAGCUUCAGUUGUAUUUCCCAAAGUCUUUCCUGUUAUACAUAGUUUAUUAGAUUCCAAAAUUACAAGUGUGUUGUCGUUGUGUCAUGACCAAGUGAUCCUCAACGCUGUCCAAAGUAUUAUCCAGAAUAUGAUAGCAUGCGAGGAUUCCUCCCAGCAGACUCUGGCUAAUUUACAAGCUAUUGGGUUUGGUGGGCUCUGGCGGUUUGCUGGAACUUUCACGAAGUCUCCCCAGCAGAGUGACACGGCAGAGCUGUUUGUGAACUGCCUGGAGGCCAUGGUGGAGACCUGUCUCCCAGGGGAUGACUUGGAUGUACAAAACCCCUACCCUGUACUUCUGGGAAUCACCUCUAACAUCAACCUGUCCAGCUCCAUGUCCAGCCUCAGCGUCUGCAGUGUUCACUCUCCCACGGACAAGGACAGCGUCGACUCGGUCCUUUCUAACGGGCGCAUGCGCCAUGGCUCCGCAACCAAUCAGGGGCUCUCUAAGAACAGACCAGGCAGCCUUAAGCGCAAGAACAGCAAGAAGAAAAUGUUUGAUAGCUUUGAUCAGUGACAUUGUGCCACUGCUGCCAAGGUACCUUAAUGUACAUCUGUGUGCAUCAUGCAAAAACUAUGGCGAGUUGAGACCAAAAUUGAGACCAGCGUGGUCCCAAAUCAUGUUCUCUUUUGUUUCUUUCUGUGAUCUGCGUUCCAGUGUCAUCGGUUUGUCUUGUCACAUAAUCUCAUUGUUGGCUGGCGGCUGUAGGCGAUAUAUGUGUCAGCAUCAGAGAACAAAAUCAGCAUGCAUUCUUAAGGAUAAACACAGGUCCCGAUUUAUACCUGUAGUGGGACACAAACCGUAGUGACUCAUGACGAAAAUUCACCAAUAUUGCUGCCUCAACCAACCCUGAUAAGUACAGCGAAUGGAAACCAGUGUUUAACUACAGGUACUGAUACCACGUGGUGCUUCAGAAGGAAAUGGCAAUGUUUUAUCGGGACUAGCAGCAUGUUUUCAACCCACAGCAGCUAGUGGCCUGCUUUGAUGUGAGGUAUAUACAUAUGUAUUACUGUACACUGCAGUUCAUGGACAUAAAUGUGAUAGAACACUCAGUGCAGUGGCUCAAAUACUGCUGGUAUUUUUUAGUCUCCCUUCAAUUAUUCACUCAGUCUUUAACUGAAAGACUAUGUGACGUAUUGGUGAGUAUUUUAAGAGGUCCAUGGCUGUACUUCAGUUGGUUAGCAAAUAAGCAGGAGUAUUUCUGUUUUAACGUUCACUGUAUAAGUGGCCGCUUAUUAGAUGCCACUUAAUGUGGAAGGGCAAAUUUGAUUAUGCCUCUAGAGAAUUGUGGUUUUGACCCCACUCUGAGUGUUUAUCAAUCUCUCAGUUUCAAUUCGAAAUCUGUAGCUAAUCCAUCUUGUGUCAGGUCGGUGGUCAAUCAGUCAGUGUCCGUUCUGAAUCUUGAGCCCAUUUGUCUCAGUGAUCAGUAAGUUAGGCUGUUUUUCAGAUGGUGGGUCGACUUUAGUGAGUAAACUACACCCAGGAAAUGUCAACAAUUCUCAUGUCAGUUUGUUAGUGCUUCGUAACUAUGGGAGCCACACCAUUGUUCUCAUGUGCAGUGUUAUUGGUGAUAGUUGUGAAAGUUUUGGCAAAGUUUUGAUAUCUAGAUCUCAUUGUCAUAUCUUUGAAACAAGGUCUUACUAUGUGGGAAAAAUUUUGCUAUCCUAAAAUUUGAAAAAAAAAAAAACAUGCCCCAAUCAUAUUCUUUCUGGCUCAUUAUCCUUUGGGAAACAUUUCACAACAUUAUUCCUUGGGAAGCAUUUUGCAACAAUAUGGUUUGGAAACAUUUUGCAACAUUAUGGUGUUGGAAACAUUUUGCAACCUUAUUAUGUGGGAAACAUUCUGCAACUGUUGCUAUGCAACAUUGUUCUGUGGAGUACACUUUGCAACUCUGUUUAAUGGGGAAGCAUUUUGCUACAUUAUUCUAUGGGGAAGUAUUUCAUAAGCUUGUUGUGCAUGAAACAUUUACAUAUAAAUGAAUCUUAAAACUCAUGAUAUACUGGUUAGAUGAUGCCUUGGUUUCUCCAGGAAUUUGUUUAUAGGGAGACUGAAAUAUUCAUUUGUGAUUUUACUCAAGAUAAUCCCACAAGAAGAGUCUCUUUUCCAUUGGGAGCUGCCAUUAUAUAUACUUUUGUAAUUUGACAGAGUCUGGCACAAUAUAUUAUGUAUAUCAGUGGUACAAACAGUUAUUCAAUCUUUACGUGUAUUAUCUUUUGAUUAACUCAAGGAACAGUUAUCACUGUAGAAAUUGAAGAGGAGAUGGUGACGUAUUUUACAUUGAUAGUUAUUUUCACCGUGGAUAUUUUCAACACCAGACAACAACAUGGGUGAUCUUGAAGCAUCGAAGUAGGGCAAAGAUAUUCCUAGGUAAAUUCACUCAUAUAUCCAGAGAAUGCUUUUGAAAGCUUUAGUUUAUGUAAGAGGAACCAAUGCUUUAUAAUAAUUGCUGUUAAUAAAACUUGGUGGUAAUAAUGUUAUAUGAAAUCAGAGAAAUCCAGCUUAAAAUUACACAAUCUUUGCUGUUCGAUAACUAAGAUUUGAAAAAUUCGGAAUAGUUGUCAGCACGUAAUUUGGGAUGCUUUGUGUGUAAUGUCUCCCCACCACCCCACCACUGGUAUGUGAAGUAUAGCCUAUAUAUACAUUGUUCAUAGAUAUAUUUUUUAUUCCUUCCUUUGAUGCUUUAACAAGAUGUUCAUAUUUGACAGCUUCCUUUUAAAAUAUUUGUGCAUGUAAACCCCCUGUUUUAAUUCAAGGUGACUGUAUGACGCCAUGUUUAUAAUGGAUGCUGUUAUAAUUGACCUACUGGGUUUUCCAGAUAUAUUCAUGUAUUUGGGUUCAGUGAU
This is a messenger RNA of Liolophura sinensis, 11467 nucleotides long. RefSeq names its product neurofibromin-like. NCBI's taxonomy places the organism in Eukaryota, Metazoa, Mollusca, Polyplacophora, Chitonida, Chitonidae. The record is from RefSeq and is a predicted model, not a curated record. Gene Ontology annotation, biological process: regulation of GTPase activity.